Messenger RNA from Suillus subaureus, 1095 nucleotides. RefSeq lists its product as uncharacterized. Bases 1 to 1095 code for a protein of 364 amino acids. NCBI's taxonomy places the organism in Eukaryota, Fungi, Basidiomycota, Agaricomycetes, Boletales, Suillaceae. The transcript has a single exon. The record is from RefSeq and is a predicted model, not a curated record. Gene Ontology annotation, molecular function: nucleic acid binding.
AUGGCCACUGUCGCUCAUUACAUUCGUUCAGACUAUGAUCCUGCUGAUAGAGAGCAGCUAGAGAAGGACACAGGCCAAAUUCCAAUAGACGAAGCAGAACAAUGGAACACAGCCCCGACUUUCUCUGCUGCUCGCCACGCCCCACCUCCAUCCUUUGUUCCCGCGCGCAUUCAAUAUGACGAGUGGGGUUCUGCUGUCUCGCUUACCCAUGAAGUAUCUGCGAAUGCCUCUGCUCCAGAUAGUGGAACCUCUGAGUGGUACAGAGCUUUGACAAGAGAUAACUCAAAGACGUUGGGGAACCAACCACCAGCCAGAUCGUCAAGUACACCCAGUGAGGAUCCCAAGCCAAAGAAGGAGACUACCACCAAGAACAAUUGGUUCAUUAAAAGAGCGCUCCAGUCUGAACCAUCAAGCAAACCCAGUUCUCCCGCACCGUCAUUGGCAGACCUCAUUGCACGAGAUCCACCACCACUACCAUCGGAGGGACGUUUUGUUCCUCCAGUCUGGUUGGCAAUAGGGCCAUCCAACAAAGGCUUCAAUCUACUACAGAAAGGUGGUUGGAAUGAAGGAGAAGGGCUUGGUGCACACGUCACUCGAUCUCUGCGCCCCCGAUCGCCAACACACACAUCAUCUGUAUCACUCUCGCAUGCACCCUUGCAGGGGGCAAGUAUACCGGUCGGCAACGAGAAAUCUCGAGACAUACCGUCCGACGUCAUUGACCUCACCCAAUCUGAGUCAGAGUCAGAAGAUGACUUUGAAUCUUUCCACCAAUCUUCUUCCCUUCCGCUUGCUCCAGCGUCUGGUGCAUCUAAAGACCCUGAUCCGUACUCCCAGAAGUCGCUGUUGACGCCUAUUCCAACGAUACUCAAGUCUGACCGCCUUGGGAUUGGCUUGAAGGCGAAAACGGAGGGUCCAUACAAGCAGUCUAAGAAGCGGGUUACUCAUAACCAAGCGGCAUUGGCAUCCCACAUCAGGAUCUCUGAGGAGCUGCGAAGAAAGAGAGCCGAGGUCGGUCGAGGUCGAAGAGGAUUUGCGAAGGUACGAAAGCGCGAAGAGAACGAAAGGAAACGCAUGCUCGCCUAUCUUAAUGAAUAG